CUUGAUGAGAGACCUCACAUUCUCCAGGCGAGAUUUCUACUGCGGUCCCAAAGCCUACCUGCCAACGCCCUGCUAAAGUGUCUACUUCCUUAUAUUAGUCAAGCCACCAGCAAAUAUCUUUGGUUCCAACUGUCACACUCCAAUCCAAAUUGGAGAAGGCAUUCACCAUUUCGCGAUAGGAAGGUUUUGCACAAGGCCAUCAAAGCAUAUCGUCAAGAGAACUUUGACACCAUCCAUUCAGCGCCCAGCUCAAAGCUAAUAAAACAAUGCCGUCCUGAACUCUCUCUUGAUUGCAUUUUGGCUCCCAAUGAGCUUUAUUGGGUCUAG
Molecule: messenger RNA, 327 nt
Organism: Mycotypha africana
Lineage: Eukaryota; Fungi; Mucoromycota; Mucoromycetes; Mucorales; Mycotyphaceae
Exons: 1
Source: RefSeq, a predicted model, not a curated record